AUGAUUCCAGAAUGUCCAAUAUAUCAUCCAUCAGAACAAGAAUUUGAGCAUCCUUUAAUUUAUCUACAGAAAAUUGUUCAUGAAGCUUCUAAAUAUGGUAUAUGCAAAAUUGUUUCUCCAAUUGCUGCAUCUAUUUCUGCUUCUGAUGUAUUAAUGGAAGAGAAAAAGGACUUUAAGUUUGAAACAAUUGUGCAGCCUCUUCGCCUUUCGAAAUGGAAUGAGAAGGAUAUGAUAACAUUCUCUAAGAGAGGAAGAAAAUAUACAUAUCAUGAAUUUGAGGUUAUGGCAAACAAGGCCUUUUCCAAUAGAUUUUGCAGUUCUGAAGCUAUUUCUUCUUCUGAUGUUGAAAAAGCAUUCUGGCAUGAAAUGAUGCAUGGAGAGAAAAGAACAGUUGAAUAUGGAGUUAACAUUGAGGGAAGUGCAUUUUCAUGUGAUCCUAAUGAUAGGCUUGGAACAAGCAAAUGCAAUUUGAAGAAUUUCGCGCGGCUGCUGCAGUCUUCGUUGCGUUUAGUUGACAGGGGAAUUCCGGGAAUAACUGAUCCUAUGCUUUACAUUGCGAUGCUUUUUAGUAUGUUUGCAUGGCAUGUAGAAGAUCACUAUUUGUACAGCAUAAAUUACCAUCACUCAGGUGCACAUAAAACUUGGUAUGGUGUACCUAGUUAUGCAGCCUCUGAAUUUGAAAAGACUGUAUUGAAUCAUGUGUAUUGCAAUAAAGUUUUUAUAGAACAUGGAGAGAAUGGUGCAUUCCAAUUUCUUGCACAAAAAACAACCAUGUUCCCUCCUAAUGUCUUGUUACAGCAUGAUGUGCCAGUUUACAAAGCUGUGCAGAAACCAGGAGAGUUUGUCAUCACCUUUCCUAAAUCAUAUCAUGCUGGAUUUAGUCAUGGUUUCAAUUGUGGAGAAGCUGUAAACUUUGCUAUUGGUGAUUGGUUUCCACUUGGUGCUGCAGCUAGCAAACGUUAUGCACAUCUCAAAAUGCUACCUAUAAUUCCAUAUGAGGAACUUCUUUGUAAAGAGGCAAUGCUUCUCUACAAGUCCUCAAAACUCAGAAUUUCCAAGAACAAAUUUGAAGAAAAUGCAUCUUAUCGUGCUAUUGUACCGUCUUUCUUGCAUCUCAUGCAAUUUUAUAAGACAUCGUUAUCGCGGUUGAACGGUUCGAGAAAGAUGUCAAGCUCUUCAAAUACAUUAUUAGGUUCUUUGAUAUGUAGCUUCUGCCAUAGGGAUUGUUAUGUAGCUUACUUGUUGUGCAAGAAAUGCUAUUCCUAUCCAAUUUGCCUUUUCCAUGACAUUACACCACAAACUUGCUUAUGUGGUAGAAAAUAUACUGUUUUUAAGAGGAAUGACAUGUUGGAAAUGGAAGAUGCUGCCAAAAGUUUUCAACAGGAAAAAGAAUGUAUCGACAAUAAUCAUUGGCAUGAAGAAAAAAGUGCUAGAAGAACAGUUAACUCUAUAGGUGCGGCAUCUAAACUUAAAAGAAGAGUCACAGACAACAUGAAGCGCAAUGUUGAAAAGAAUAAGAAGAAAUCAAAGAAUCAUUGUUGAAACAAUGCGCCUUCGUCAACAAAAGAGUACAAAAAGACCGUGAAUCCUUUAU
Molecule: messenger RNA, 1594 nt
Organism: Cicer arietinum (chickpea)
Lineage: Eukaryota; Viridiplantae; Streptophyta; Magnoliopsida; Fabales; Fabaceae
Product: lysine-specific demethylase JMJ13-like
Biological process (GO): chromatin remodeling; regulation of gene expression
Cellular component (GO): nucleus; chromatin
Molecular function (GO): histone demethylase activity
Source: RefSeq, a predicted model, not a curated record